This is a messenger RNA of Achroia grisella, 2134 nucleotides long. It is a transcript of the gene NGR-A31, whose product is annotated as trissin receptor-like. Gene Ontology annotation, molecular function: neuropeptide Y receptor activity; peptide binding. Gene Ontology annotation, cellular component: membrane. Gene Ontology annotation, biological process: G protein-coupled receptor signaling pathway. The transcript is spliced from 7 exons. Bases 308 to 1702 code for a protein of 464 amino acids. The record is from RefSeq and is a predicted model, not a curated record. NCBI's taxonomy places the organism in Eukaryota, Metazoa, Arthropoda, Insecta, Lepidoptera, Pyralidae.
GUUUCAGUCGCCACUUUCCCGCCUCCGUGCGAGUUGUAAAGCCGCACUGAACUUGAGUGGGAUUUUCAACGAUUAUUUCGCGUUGUCGAGUGUGUAAAUUGACUUGGAUGUUGUUUAAAUUCACUUCUAAGUAGUUGUUGAAAUCUACAUAUUAUUUCGACUGUGUAUUUGUAUAACAUUAUAAGGUGAUCAAGUUUGUUUUAAAUUUUUUUUUCGUGAAAGUAUCGCAUGCAACGGAUUUAGUUAUCAUUAAGAAAAUGGCAGGCAACAUUGCCAGCAACCGCAAACAAGAGCGGUAAAAUUGUGUAUGGCCACUAAACGUGACCAAAUCGACGAUAAUAUGUAUGCUAUGAGUCCCUUAAUUGCUUCCAAUAUUAGACCCAAUAAUAUCAUAGAAAUCAUAAAUAGCACAGAGCCUAUUGUAGAAAACGUGAACGUAACGAGGACUAACAAAAGUUUUAACGAUGAAGAAUUUAUAUUUGAUAGAACAGAUGUUCGUGCUAUUUUUAUUACUUUAUACACAAUUGUCUUCUGUUGUUGUUUCUUCGGUAACCUGCUUGUGAUUUUAGUUGUAACACUUUCAAGGAGGCUACGGUCAAUAACCAAUUUCUUUCUGGCAAAUCUGGCUGUGGCAGAUUUAUGUGUGGGUGUGUUCUGCGUCUUCCAAAAUUUGACGAUUUAUCUUAUACCGAGUUGGGUAUUUGGAGACUUUCUUUGCAAGAUGUACCAGUUCGUUCACUCGUUGAGUUACACGGCGUCGAUCUUCAUACUGGUUGUUAUUUGUACCGAGAGAUAUUUCGCCAUAAUACAUCCCAUAACUUGCAAGCAAAUCCUUACAUCCACAAGGCUCAGGCUCGUGAUUCUCGGUGUAUGGAUAACGAGUGCUGCAUACAGUGCUCCGAAGUUUAUAUGGGUGGAGACGAUCCCAAACAACCUCGGCAACGGUCGUAUGGAGACCAUCUGUAUAUCGCACCGUCGAAAAUACAACUCGGAACUUUUCGACAUGGUCAACUUCGGAUUGCUCUACGUGACGCCGUUAUGCGUGAUGACGGUUCUAUACACAAGAAUUGCGGUGGGCCUGUGGCAGAGCUCCAAUAGUCUGCAACAGCUUGGCCGGGUGCAGUGUUGUGCAUCUCAAUGCCCCCGCUUUGAGAAAAGCGCGCAAACAAACUUCGAGCCCCAGCGAACGUUCAUCGGCACUACCGAAGCCAAGAAAUCCACAUUGGUGAAUAUCAAGAUCAGUAACCCAAAGAAAUGUCGUAAACACGAAUCGCCGAACUGCCAUCACCUCAGUCACUUAUCGCGCAACGUGCUGCGCGCGCGGCGUGGUGUCGUCCGAAUGCUCAUUGUGGUCGUUCUUACAUUCGCAAUAUGCAACUUGCCCUUCCACGCUAGAAAAAUGUGGCAAUACUGGUCCAGUGGCUACCAAGGCACCAGUGACUUCAGCACUCUGCUCACACCGCUUACCUUUCUUAUAACGUAUUUCAACUCUGGCAUUAAUCCUCUACUAUACGCAUUUUUGUCAAAAAACUUCAGAAAAGGCAUGAAGGAGCUAUUAUGUUGUAAAUAUCAUGGAAAAAGGAAAAGUGAGAAUUUAAUCUUACUUAAUCCUGUUGGGGGUGGAGCACUGAGGCGUAGCUCCACUCGGUCAACUCGAGCCAACUGCAGCACAGUCACGAUGGCACCAAAUGGGGACUCAUGAGAUUUGCGUCGCCGGCGUUUCCUGUACAAAGUGGAGAAUAUGGAUAUUUCCUGAUUAACGGAGAGCACCGAUGAGGUCACCGACAGCAGCGGAUUUUAUACCGUCUCCACUAUAUCAAAACGUGAUCUAUAUGAUUAAUAUAGACCAAAUUGAUCUAAAGGACAUUUUUCAGUGUUACCGUUUCAUUAGAAUUAAUAAUAGAAAAUCUUUAUUGGAAUAAAUUAUCUCCUUAAAUAGAAAUUAGUGAUCUCAUGAGCUUAAAAUACAAUAUUUUAUUACUGUAAAUGCAUGCAUAUUUUAAUAUCAUAUCAUAAGUGAUUAAUUAACUUUCAAAGUGUACAAAAUUAAAUAUAGGAAGUUUAAGAUAUGUGUAAAUAAAUUAAAUGUAUAUUGAAAGACUCGGAUUAAGUAUAAAAUAUUAAAACAGUUAGA